AUGGUCGACGCGCUCCCGCAAAUAAAAAAUCUCCUCGGUGCAUCCUUCGCUCAGAAGCGCACCAUUCGUCGAACCACGGAUGACGGCGCGCGCGCGAGGGGGAUCGACUUCAGCCGGGUAGUGCAGCUGUCGGCGUGGAAGCCGCGCGCGUACCUGUACCGCAACUUCCUCACUGAUGAGGAGUGCGACCACAUCAUCAAGAUCGCCACGCCGCGCCUCCAGCGGUCGUCGGUAGCGGACAACACGGACGGGCACAGCGAGCUGAGCGAGAUCCGCACGAGCAGCGGCAUGUUCAUCGCCGUCGCGGAGGACGCCAUCAUCGCGCGCAUCGAGGCGCGCAUCGCGCAGUGGGCCUUCCUGCCGCUGCCCAACCAGGAAGCCAUGCAGGUGCUACGGUACGAGAAGGGGCAGAAGUACGAGCCGCAUGUGGACUAUUUCCACGACCCCAGCAACCGCAAGCGCGACGACUCGUGGACCGAAUGUGCAAAGGGGAAACUCGCUGUGAAGCCCUCCAAAGGCGACGCCCUCUUGUUCUACAGCAUGCACCCGGACGGCACGCCCGACCCCUCAUCGCUGCACUACGCGUGUCCGGUGGAGGAGGGCGUCAAGUGGUCCGCGCCCAAGUGGAUCCACGUGGCAGACUUCAGCAAGGUCUACACGGGGCCGUCAGGCGGCGUGGGCUUGGCUGACUUGGCGGGCGGCGGGCAGGGCGUGCUGUCGGGGUGCAUUGAUGCCAACGCCUUCUGUCCGAGUUGGGCGGCGAGUGGGGAGUGCGAGAAGAACCCCGCCUACAUGCACGAGUCGUGCCGCAAGUCAUGCAAGCAGUGCUAG
Messenger RNA from Closterium sp. Yama58-4, 831 nucleotides. Lineage: Eukaryota; Viridiplantae; Streptophyta; Zygnematophyceae; Desmidiales; Closteriaceae. The record is from the annotation of a GenBank genome assembly.